Messenger RNA from Plectropomus leopardus (leopard coralgrouper), 1632 nucleotides. RefSeq names its product lysophosphatidic acid receptor 6-like. Gene Ontology annotation, cellular component: plasma membrane. Gene Ontology annotation, molecular function: lysophosphatidic acid receptor activity. Gene Ontology annotation, biological process: phospholipase C-activating G protein-coupled receptor signaling pathway; positive regulation of Rho protein signal transduction. NCBI's taxonomy places the organism in Eukaryota, Metazoa, Chordata, Actinopteri, Perciformes, Serranidae. The record is from RefSeq and is a predicted model, not a curated record.
UGUUAUAAACUACGUCAGAGCAAUACUCAGUUAAGCAGACAGCAAUAUUUCUUUUCUCAUCUGAUGGACAUGAACUCCACAACAAGCGACGCACGACAGCCGCAUCUGGUCUAUGCUUUGGUCUUUGGCUUUAUUUUGGCACUGGGUCUGCCUCUCAAUGCUUUCUCACUGUGGACUCUUCUAAGAAACCACAGCCUCAAAUCCCCCUGUGUGGUCUUCAUGGUCAACCUGGCAAUCUCGGACCUACUGCUCAUCAUCUCCCUUCCCAUGAGGGUCUACUUUUACGCAACGGGCACCUGGCCUCUGAGCAGAAUUGCAUGUACCUGCAUCACAUUGUUUUUUCUCGACAACAUCCGCUCCAGCACCAUCUGUGUCACCUUCAUCAGCAUUGACCGGCUGCUUGCUGUGGUUUAUCCUCUGAGGUCACGCCAUCUUCGAACCAUUUCCAACGCCUUGAAAGCUGUCGGGCUCAGUUGGCUGUUUGUGUUGGUGCUGAACAUCACAGAGAGAGUGGCCCUUUCUACAAAUUCCACUCGCCACAAUGAGUCCACCUGUUUUGAAUUUCCCCCUAAAAGAUCAAUAAUGGCUUAUAUUGACUCUAUGUUAGUGUUCACCUUGCUGGCAGUCAAUAUUGUGUGCACCACUUUGGUGUGUAGGACUCUAUACAGAAACCUCAGUGACUCUGCAAGGGUCAACAGCAAGGUGAAUGUCUUGCUACUUUUUGUCAUGAACUUAGCUGUAUUCACUGUAUGUUUCUUACCAGUGUCGUUUGCAUUAUUAAUUGUAGGGAAACCUAUGGACACGUCUUUAACUUGUUUGGCUAGUGUGAACUGCUGUCUGGAUCCACUGUUGUAUUACUUUUCCCUCGAUGCCUUUUGGAAGAAAAAGGAGGAUGCAGAUCUUGCAAUGGAACCAUAGAAAAAACUUUUCUUGGAUGCUCAUUUGACUUCGGGUUAUUUUAACAAUCUGAUGGAUUUUAUAUGUGCUUAAAAGAAAAGAAAGACCAAGGACAUGGACAAACAAGGAUCAUAAAGAUGAUCUCUUUGGUAAAAUGUUUUUGAAACUAAAGAUCUAGUAAAAGAUGGGUAAAACCUAGACUUGUUGUACAGGUAUCAUGUUUAAUUCAUGCUUAUAGUUUGUAACAUCACAGUUUUGUGUAGUCCAGGCAGUUUCAGGAGAAAUUAUGACUCUUGAUGAAAUAGUUUGGUAUUUUGCAAUAUAAACUAAUUUGCUUUGUUGCUGAGAGUUAGAAAAGAUGAUUGACAUCACUCAUACGUCUGUAUGCCAAUCCGAGGCUAUAUAAAUAAUGGAUGUAGUUGCAGUGACAUUAUUGGUUUGUGGACUGCUGUUUUGAAACCGUGAUUUCAGUAUUGCGACCGUCGCCAUCUUGGGUUUUUGGAGCCAAAAGUGACUAUAUUUGGAAAAACGGCUGGCACUGUGGAGGAAAGAGGGAAGGACCUGACUGGAAGCCAAGGAUACAAUUGGCAGACAGCUCAUCACUCAAACAUCCCUUAAAUAUUCAGAACUUUUGGCCUUGAUAAAAUGGAAAUGGGUGAGGUAUUUUAAAAAAAUAAAGAAAUCACCCCACAUAGUUGUCAUGAAUGUUAAAAUUAAAGAGACCAAAACUUUUUU